AUGUCGGACAACGGGGUUCCAUCACAGUCUGCUGCGCGGCUAAAAGAACGGCUGCAGAGCGCGAACCGAUAUAAUUUCGACGCUACGGCCCGAGAACGUCGCAUGGCCCCGUUAAAAGAAUUGAGAAGGCGUGUUGUCGAGUCAAAAAAAGCGGCUUUCUUUCAAAGGCUGCAGGGUAUCUUUGCCGAGGAACCAAAGGAGUCCACAACGGAUAACACUCCAAUCGAAACAGAUGCAUCCGAACCUGCACAGGAGUUGAAACGUACUGAAAGUUUAAUGCCAUCUGAACGAGGUGACUCCGAAGAAUUUGCUAUGCGUCUCUUCCAAGGGAUAUCUCGUCGGAAGCGUCACUUGUUCAGGGACGUAAUGUGCAUACUCACGUCGCAUGAAUUUCUUGUCGCGACAGAAACAUCAAUCAGGGAGGAAGCUAUUGCACUGAAAAACAGCCUCAUAUUUGUGCGACCUGAGGGUCAUCGUGUGCUCAUUUUCGUUAACAACUUUUGGGCCAUUGAAUAUUGUAAGAACGGAUGUCAGCGCAACUCAUUUAAAGUAUCGUUCACGAAGGGACCCACUCUACUCGAUUGUAUAGUGAACGAUGAAGGUAGCGAUUCCAAUGUACAGAACUUGAAAUAUUCGGUUUUGGACGUGUUGCUUUACAACGGAUGCCUCAUGGCAAAUUCGGAUACUGAGUGCCGUACGUUUUUCAUAAAAAGCAGGUAA
Molecule: messenger RNA, 720 nt
Organism: Babesia sp. Xinjiang
Lineage: Eukaryota; Apicomplexa; Aconoidasida; Piroplasmida; Babesiidae
Exons: 1
Coding region: 1-720 (239 amino acids)
Source: RefSeq, a predicted model, not a curated record